Molecule: messenger RNA, 462 nt
Organism: Botrytis byssoidea
Lineage: Eukaryota; Fungi; Ascomycota; Leotiomycetes; Helotiales; Sclerotiniaceae
Exons: 1
Coding region: 1-462 (153 amino acids)
Source: RefSeq, a predicted model, not a curated record
AUGUUUGAUGGCCCCUCAAAGGAUCAUAUUUUGAGCCAAAAAAGUAAAGGGAACCUCCGAAUUGCUCAACUACGGGGGCACGAUCCAGCACCAGAAACGGAAGAUCAAAAUGAUUCAAAAGACUAUAGAAUCACAACCUUGUUCCGAAGUGUGAUUAUCAUUAUGAGAGAGUGCAAAAACGCUGUGCCGGCCGCCGAACGAAAAGUGUUGUUGAUGAGAACUGGUAUCAAGGAUGGACUUGCUAUAUUCUUAAACUUUGAGGGAGUUGAACAAGUCGAGGAUGAUGAUCCUGAUUUCAUACCACCAAGCAAUAGCAUCACAACAACAUUAAAAGAAGCGGUGGCAUACAUCAUGCGAGUUAACAAGGCGUUUGAGAAUAUGUUCCCAUUGUCAAAUGAACAGAACACUGGAACAUUCAUAACAGACUCUGGAAAGUCAUUAUCCUUGACGACGCCAAAAUAA